GAAAAUAAAUUUGGAAUGGGUGAACUCUUGCUCGUCCCUGAAGCAGAAUUUAAUCUGUUAGGACGAGAUUUAAUUGUUGAAUUGCAAUUAGAAAUUAAAGUGAAAAAUCAAGAGCUAACGGUGUCUGCUUAUCCUUUGACCGUGGAUGAUCAAAAACAAAUUAACCCCGAUGUCUGGUACUCUCCGGACACAAUUAGUAGACUGGAAAUCCCACUGAUUAAAAUCCAAAUUUCCGAACCCCACAUACCUGUGAGGGUAAGGCAAUAUCCCAUAUCCCUAGAAGGACGGAGAGGAUUAAAACCAGAAAUUGAUCGAUUAUUAGCACAAGGAAUCUUAGAGCCUUGUAUGUCACCCUUUAACACUCCCAUUCUGCCUGUAAAGAAACCAAAUGGGAAAUAUCGGCUCGUACAUGAUUUAAGGGAAAUAAACGAAAGAACUAUCACCCGGUUCCCUGUAGUAGCAAAUCCAUACACACUGCUAAGCAAGCUAGGACCCCAUAACUCCUGGUAUAGUGUGGCUGAUUUAAAGGAUGCCUUUUGGGCCUGUCCACUGGCAGAAGAAUGCCGUGAUUAUUUUGCCUUUGAAUGGGAAGACAUAGAGACAGGCCGUAGACAACAAUUGAGAUGGACCGUGCUCCCCCAAGGGUUCACUGAGUCCCCUAAUCUGUUUGGACAGGCCCUGGAAGAGCUCUUAAAAGAAUACCAGGUACAAACGGGAAACGUGCUGUUACAGUAUGUAGAUGAUCUGCUCAUAGCAGGGAAUAAUAAGGAAGAUGUAAGAAAAGAAAGCAUUCGACUCCUAAACUUUCUUGCACAAAAGGGACUACAGGUAUCACAAGAAAAGUUACAAUUUGUGGAGGAAAAAGUGAAAUAUUUGGGGCAUUAUUUGUUUAACGGCAAGAAGAUAUUGGAUCCAGAGCGCAUUAAAGGAAUUCUGGAAUUACCUAUGCCUGUCACUAAGAGGCAAAUUCGGCAGGCAUUAGGGCUAUUUGGGUAUUGUAGGCAAUGGAUAGAGAACUACAGCUUUAAAGUUAAAUUCUUAUAUGAACAACUGUCUAAAGACAAAAUACCCAAGUGGACCCCUCAGGAUCAAGAGCAGUUUGCCAGUCUCAAAAGGGAGCUAAGUCAAGCACUGGUUUUAAGCCUCCCAGAUUUAAAGCGGCCAUUCCAUUUAUUCGUUAACAUACAUGAAGGAACGGCAUUCGGAGUAUUAACUCAGGAAUGGGCCGGACAAAAGAAACCGGUGGCAUACUUAUCAAAGCUGUUGGACCCUGUGAGCAGGGGUUGGCCGAGUUGUUUACAAAUCAUUGUUGCUGCUGCCUUAUUACUUGAAGAAACGAAUCGUAUUACCUUUAAUGGAGAAGUUGUCCUAUAUGCGCCUCAUAAUAUAAGGGGGGUGCUUCAACAAAAAGCAGAAAAAUGGCUUACAGAUAGCCGACUAUUAAAGUAUGAGGGAAUACUCAUAGAAUCUCCAAAACUAUCCCUAAGGACUAUCGAAGCGGUUAACCCUGCAGAAUUUCUAUACCCAGGGGAAAGUACUGAGUUAGUACAUGAUUGUCUUCAAACGAUUGAACAACAAACACGAAUUCGACCAGAUCUAGAAGAAGAGGAAUUACAACAUGGAGAAAUAUUUUUCAUAGAUGGGUCAUCUCGAAUAGUGGAAGGUAAACGAUUGUCCGGAUAUGCCAUCGUUAAGUUGGAAAAAGGAGAAUUUAAGACAAUAGAAUCGGGCCCCCUGAGUGCCAGCUGGUCGGCUCAAGCCUGUGAGCUGUAUGCAUUGUGGAAAGCAUUAGUGUUACUGAAGGGAAAGGAUGGAACUAUAUAUACAGACUCACGCUAUGCGUUCGGAGUGGUACAUACCUUUGGAAAAAUAUGGGAGGAAAGAGGAUUUGUUAACUCACAGGGAAAAGAACUGAUACACCCGGAAUUAAUUCGGCGAGUUCUGGGGGCAUUGAAAAUGCCAAAUAAAAUAGCAGUUGUACAUAUAAAGGGACACCAGCGAGGUACAAGUUAUCAGGUUAGGGGAAAUAAUGCAGCUGAUACAGAAGCAAAACGAGUGGCAGGCAAUUAUAGUACGAUUUUGACUAUGCAACAAAUAUCUGUUAGUAAAAAUUUGAGUUUUGAGUCUGCAGAAAAGGAAAAACUAGAACAAAUGGGAGCUAAGGAACAGAAUGGUAAGUACAUAUUGCCAGAUGGGAGAGAAGUCUUGCCGAAGGGCAUAGCACUCGAAAUAUUUUCAAAAAUACACAGUAAAACACACUGGGGAACCCAGGCGUUAGUUGAUCAUUUCAAUCAACAGUUUGCCUGUAUAGGCGUAUAUAACAUAGCAAAGACAGUUACGGCACCCUGCGAGACCUGUCAAAAGGUUAAUCGAAACAACAUGAGACAAAAACCUCUUGGAGGACGUUCCCCAGCAUACAGACCUUUUUCACACAUACAAGUGGAUUUUACUGAACUACCCAGGGUAGGGCGUUACAAAUAUUUAUUAGUAAUGGUGGAUCAUUUAACACAUUAUGUUGAGGCUUUUCCUACCUCCAAGGCAACUGCUAACCAAGUUACUAAAGUGUUACUUGAACACAUUAUACCUCGAUAUGGAGUACCUGAAGUAAUCGACUCGGACAGAGGAACACACUUUGUGUCAAAAAUUGUUAGAGAUCUAACAGAAAGCUUGGGUAUUAAGUGGGAAUACCAUACGCCAUGGCAUCCACAAAGUUCGGGAAAAGUUGAAAGGAAGAAUGGAGAAAUCAAAACUAUUUUGACUAAAUUAAUGAUAGAAACCAAAUUAUCAUGGAUUAAGUGCCUACCCAUGGCACUAUUAAUUCUCAGAACCAGACCCCGAGCAGAUGUAGGAAUAUCAGCGUUUGAAAUGGUGUAUGGAAUGUCCUAUAGAAUUGAAAGUCCACAAACAAAUGUUUUAAUUCGAGACCGUGUGAUUAAUGAAUAUGUUUCACAAUUAGCAGAACAUCGUAACAAGCUUUGGGAACAUGGACUGAUUGUGCAACGACCCCCGUUGGACUUAAAAAUUCACAAUUUUAAACCUGGGGACUGGAUAUUGGUUAAAACGUGGAAAGAAGAAACCCUAAAACCCAAUUGGGAGGGACCUUAUCUUGUUUUGCUUACAACAGAAACAGCUGUCCGGACUGCUGAGCGUGGAUGGACUCAUGCCAGUCGCAUUAAAGGCCCAGUGACGAGACCCCACUGGAAAGUAAUCAGUACUCCAGGUGACACCAAGAUAACCCUGAAAAGAUAACGUAAUGAUAGAGACUUUAUUUGAUUAUUUUGUCGCAUUACCUUUUGGUAUAAAGUGUGUAUUGCUGUUUAUAUUUGCUAUAAUUAUUUCUUUUUUUAUCUAUUACAUAUGGAAGCAUACAAAGUGUGUUGAAGGAAAUUGCUAAACUUAUGCAACCACACAAUAUUGAAUAUAGAAGAUAUGCUGAUGUAAAUAAUAUAUGCACUCUAGAUAUACGAAUUAGGUGUAACAAUUUGAACUGCAAUUGUUAUCCAUUUGCUUGUUUCAGGUGUAAGGUAUGCCAGGAUAAAUGGUGGACACACUGUGAAUGUGGACACACUGUGAAUGUGGAUACCCUCCGAUAUGAGUUUACACACAGUGUUGAAAAAUCCAAAGAACUCUCACUGAGUGGAAAUUAAAACAAUUAGAGUCUAAACAAGAAAUUAUUCGAGAAUCCCAUGAGUGGUGGGAAAUUUUUACCAAAGGAAUAAACCCUCAAUAUUAUUGUUACCACUCCAACGAACCAGUCCCCUUUUUGUAGCUGAAAUCUUGGCUAUAAAGUGCAGAAGGGAAGUACUAACCGUGUCUUGCUUUGCCCCAUUAGUUAAAGC
Molecule: messenger RNA, 3839 nt
Organism: Falco peregrinus (peregrine falcon)
Lineage: Eukaryota; Metazoa; Chordata; Aves; Falconiformes; Falconidae
Product: protein NYNRIN-like
Exons: 1
Coding region: 16-3249 (1077 amino acids)
Biological process (GO): DNA integration
Molecular function (GO): RNA-DNA hybrid ribonuclease activity; nucleic acid binding
Source: RefSeq, a predicted model, not a curated record